Erigeron canadensis is the source of this 1269-nucleotide messenger RNA. Its product is annotated as ribulose-phosphate 3-epimerase, chloroplastic-like. The record is from RefSeq and is a predicted model, not a curated record. Lineage: Eukaryota; Viridiplantae; Streptophyta; Magnoliopsida; Asterales; Asteraceae. The transcript is spliced from 10 exons. Bases 130 to 966 code for a protein of 278 amino acids. Gene Ontology annotation, molecular function: D-ribulose-phosphate 3-epimerase activity; metal ion binding. Gene Ontology annotation, biological process: carbohydrate metabolic process; pentose-phosphate shunt; pentose-phosphate shunt, non-oxidative branch. Gene Ontology annotation, cellular component: cytosol.
GUCAACAAAUUUUCAAAAUUGUUAACACUCAUACCCACCAAAGGUUUCACCUUUUUUAACUUACACAACCACCAACUGUUUGAUAAAAAGCCUCAACCAAUAUUUCAUUUAUUUUUUUCCAAAGUAAAAAUGGCAAGUGCCUUUUUGGGUUCAUCAACUUUAAUCCAAUCACAGGCUAACGGGUUUUCCAAUCUGGCUUUUGCUCAGCCUAAUUUCCUCACUUGCCCAAGGAGAGCUAUUAAAAUCGUUGCGAAGGCUGGUUCUCGGGUCGAUAGGUUCUCAAAGAGUGAUGUAAUAGUUUCUCCAUCGAUUCUCUCUGCAAAUUUCUCUAAGUUGGGAGAGCAGGUGAAGGCCGUUGAAUUGGCAGGUUGUGAUUGGAUUCAUGUUGAUGUAAUGGAUGGUCGAUUUGUACCAAAUAUUACAAUUGGACCCCUCGUGGUGGAUGCUUUGCGCCCAGUCACGGACCUCCCGUUGGAUGUGCAUUUGAUGAUUGUGGAACCUGAACAACGAGUGCCUGACUUUAUAAAAGCUGGAGCUGACAUAGUUAGUGUCCAUUGUGAGCAAUCUUCCACCAUCCAUUUACACCGAACUCUUAAUCAAAUCAAGAGUCUUGGAGCAAAAGCUGGAGUCGUCUUAAAUCCUGGGACACCAUUAACAACAAUAGAAUAUGUCCUCGAUGUGGUUGAUCUGGUUUUGAUUAUGUCCGUAAAUCCUGGAUUUGGUGGGCAAAGCUUUAUUGAAAGCCAAGUUAAGAAGAUAUCCGACUUACGGAAAAUGUGUGUCGAAAAGGGCGUGAACCCAUGGAUUGAGGUAGAUGGUGGCGUUACGCCCGUCAAUGCAUAUAAGGUUAUUGAGGCUGGGGCUAAUGCGUUGGUUGCCGGUUCUGCGGUCUUUGGAGCAAAAGAUUAUGCUGAAGCGAUAAAAGGUAUUAAAGCAAGCACUAGACCGGUGGCAGCUCAUUCAUAAAAAUUUUCAACGUAGGUUGGAUUUAUUCAAGUAGGAUGUGUUUCCAACACCAGAUACAAUGCAACAUGCAGGAUUUCCAUUGCAAAUACAAGAUUCUCCACAUGUGACAUAUACCGCAUACAAAGGGCAUGAAUGGAGUCCAUUAAAAAGCGAUACAAGGUGUUUAUGUUACAUAUGUUGCAUAAACAAGUGUAAAAAGUUUAUUUUAUUUUUGUACUUUUGUGUAGAUCCCUUGUUUGACAAACAUGGCUGUUAUACCAAGAAUUCUAAAAGUUAUAGUUGAAUCCCAAAAUAUUUUGAGCA